CAGUUGGAUAAAUAUGGGCCAAUGCGCUCACUCAAUGGGGGUCUGUCUGGGAUCUGGUAGUUUACUGGAGUUUGGCAGUGGGGAAAAUAUAGUGCACGCACAAUUUAUUUCUCUGCUAGAUACGCAUUGCUUUGACAGGAUAGCCACGGAGCAGACCCCAACAGCAAUGUGAAAGAGGCCUAAGGCUAAGUUUUUGCUUGUUUUUUUUUUUUUCUGGCAGUUUUUGAGCAAAGUCAGAAGUGGAUCCAUAAGGGAGGAGAAGUUAGCCCUUAGCAACAUGGCCUGGUAAUGCAGCAAAGCCUUGGAGCUUCUCAGGGCUGAGAAAGUGACUGCACCGUCUGCAUUACUGAGAAUAAAACAGAAAGCGGGACGGGAACAAGACAUUUCCAUCUGAAAGCUUAUGAGAGAGAUUUAUUGAAACCACUGAGAGGAGGGAAAUGAAUGCAGCAGCGAUGUAAAAAACAUCUGCACUGAACAGGUUUACUUGCUGGUAAACCAUGGAACAGUAUUUACAGAGACGCCCGAGUACAUCUAGCGUGAGGGUCCUUGAUUUGGGUUGGCAAGGACUGCUAAAUCCAAAUCCUGAAAGCAGGGAAGAUGAUGAAACCCUCGUUGAUGAAUACCUCUCCCCUUCAAGACUGAAAGCACUUACCGGGGAGGACAAUCUGCAAGAUGUUACAACACUUCAGAUGUGUGUGGAUACAAGGGAACGCACCUUGGGGAAUUUUGGUGAGGGAUACUUUUUAGGUACACACAUGCCAAACCUUAGAGAACUUAAGCUGAACAAUAGUGUCAUAGUGUCCAUCAGAGAUCUUGGUACAUCACUUUCACAUUUGCAAGUGCUCUGGAUGGCUCGAUGUAGUCUUACUGAUCUUGAUGGUAUAUCCUCCUUCUCUUCUUUAAAGGAGCUAUACCUGGCUUACAAUAAUCUUAAUGAUCUCAGUCAGGUGAGCAUGCUGGACAAUCUGGAGAUCCUUGACCUUGAAGGGAACAACCUAGAACAUAUCAGUGAGCUACAGUACUUGGCAUUAUGCAGCAAGCUUACAACACUAACAGUGGAAGGGAACCCUAUAUGUGCCCGUCCCAGCCCUGAAGACAUGGAGUCUUCAGAUUACAAUUACCGUGUAGUAUUGCAAAAAAUGAUCCCACAAUUGCAAUAUCUUGAUGAUGUCCCAGCUGAUCAGAUAAACCCAAACACACCACGGACUUCAAACCAGGACUGGAUGAUGGUAUUGGACUCGAUCAAAGAAAGCUCUGUGGGCUUAACAUCUGUGGACCCGGAGACUGCCCAAAGAAAGACAGCAGUAAGACCCAGUACAGCCCGGCCUGUAAUAAGCAGACGACCACACUCUGCCCCAAGACCCUCAAGUGCUGGAAGAAUUGUCAAUAGCACACUUGAACCAUCGGAUGACUCUCCAGUUGAAGAUGAAGCCAGUGACCUAACUCAUGGUGUUAGCAAAGUCAUCUGUGGGAAUCCUAUUAAAGCUCUUCGCACAAGAAAAGAAAAGUUAGAGGCAACACAUGGCUCAAGUAUACCACCUAAGGGAUUCAAGCCAGAGGUCUCAUCUGAUUCUUUUAUUGUCUCUAAGAAGGAUCGGGAUGAUGUGUUUGCAGAACUGAAAGCCUGGAGAGAGCAGCAUCAUGGGGUGCUGCAAAGGAUAAAGAGUGAUCGGUCCCCACAGAUUCUCACCAUAACACACAGUGAUGAAGAGGAUAGAGAGAGCUUCUCUUCCAGCAGUGAGGAUGAAGAUCUGGAGGACAUUUUGGACUCUGGGUGUCUUGUUAGAGUAUCUCCUGAAAAUGCAGUUCACUCUCCUAGAUCACCUACAGUGGUCCCACUGAAUAUUGGAGAGCUGACAUUACUCGAUUCUCUACGGCAGCCAUCUCCACCUAUGACUCCUUGCCCGCCAGGUUCACUUGGUGUGAAUUCCAGAUCCAACAAGGCUGCAGACAUUCGAGCCAGACGUUUACAUAAAGUUUUCGACCCAAGCAACAUCACAUCAAUAAGAGCAAUGACAACAAAUGCAUGCAUGGGGGAUGAGGCCAUUUUGCCAACAGAUAUUGAUGACAACAUUAUUGAGACUCUGAUCCAACCAAAUAAUACAUCAAUAAGUGAGCUAAAUAGACCAAGACAACAUAGCAACUCCAGACCAACAGUAUCCAGAUUAAUUUCCUCCCAUCAGCCUGUUAUCCGCUCCGCCAUGAAAACUCCAGAGAGACCCUCAGCCCGACACUUCAUUCGUCCUGUUUCAGCCACAGGCAUUCUGCAAAGGCUGCCCAAUCGACCAACCCUUCUAACAGCCAGCAAAACUUCAAGGACAUAGCAAGAAGAAUGUAUGAAUUAUAAUAAAAGCUAACAAUCUAAAAAGGUCACCAAAGAAGCGUCCAUGUUAUAUUGGACAAGUAAUUGUUCUGCAGUGGACUGUUUUGCACUAGUUUAGUGGCCCUAUGUUGUAGAAGCAAUCUGUAAAGAUGCUCCGAACAUGUAAAAGCGAGCCAAGUUGGCUGAUUUUUGCUAUUACAUAUGACAAUCAUUUAAAUUAUUUUUGAUGGCAGAUGGCAAAAUACUGUCUGCCAAAAACAUGUCAAGUUGGAUUUUUUGACAAAAUCAUACACUUGUGGCUAAAAAUAAGUACUGUAUAUGGCAUGAUCAUCUGGAUUCAGCCUAUUAUUUGCCACUUACCACAUCAUACUGUUUUCUGUUUUCACUGUUCCCUGAUGGUCAGGUUUAGUCUGGCAUGUUGCUGGAAAAGUAGCUAAUAAAAAUAAUCCCAUGGGCUACUCAUCUUUCCCAUCCUUAUCUCAUGUGUAUGGCAACCUCAGAUUUUCUAAUAUUUUUGUUUACAUUUUAAGAUUUGUACGAGAAAAUAUUUUAUUAAAUAUUUAAAUUGA
This is a messenger RNA of Hyla sarda, 2892 nucleotides long. RefSeq names its product leucine rich repeat containing 56 (gene LRRC56). Gene Ontology annotation, molecular function: protein binding. The transcript has 15 exons. The coding region runs from base 498 to 2324 and encodes 608 amino acids. The record is from RefSeq and is a predicted model, not a curated record. NCBI's taxonomy places the organism in Eukaryota, Metazoa, Chordata, Amphibia, Anura, Hylidae.